Molecule: messenger RNA, 3837 nt
Organism: Sarcophilus harrisii (Tasmanian devil)
Lineage: Eukaryota; Metazoa; Chordata; Mammalia; Dasyuromorphia; Dasyuridae
Gene: MAP3K2
Product: mitogen-activated protein kinase kinase kinase 2
Exons: 17
Coding region: 147-2003 (618 amino acids)
Biological process (GO): protein phosphorylation
Molecular function (GO): protein kinase activity; ATP binding; protein binding
Source: RefSeq, a predicted model, not a curated record
GGAUCUACUAACUAACCAGGCACGGACUUCUCGAUCUGGCUGGUGACGGUCCCCCGCCCCCCUCCAGCCCUUGAAGCCAGGGAUUUAAAGAAUGCUGAUGGGAGAUCCAGUUUCAUAAAGAACAAUUUGUCAAGCUGAUUGCCACUAUGGAUGAUCAGCAAGCCUUGAAUUCAAUAAUGCAAGAUCUGGCUGUCCUUCAUAAGGCUAGUCGACCAUUAUCCCUACAGGAAUCCAGAAAACCAAAAUCUUCAUCACCCAAAAAACAGAAUGAUGUUCGAGUCAAAUUUGAGCAUCGGGGUGAAAAAAGAAUUCUUCAGUUUCCCAGACCACUUAGAUUAGAAGAGCUGAGUUCUAAAGCCAAAAUUGCUUUUGGACAGUCUAUGGAUCUACAUUAUACCAAUAAUGAGCUGGUGAUUCCAUUAACUACACAGGAUGAUUUGGACAAAGCUGUAGAACUAUUAGAUCGCAGCAUUCACAUGAAAAGUCUCAAGAUAUUACUUGUAAUACAUGGUCAUAUACAGGCUGCCAACUUGGAGCCUUUACCAUCUCUGGAAGAUUUGGAUAAUACAGUAUUUAGAGUAACAGAGAUUAAAAAACGGCUUCCUGUCAUAGGUCCUACAACAAGAGAUAGAAGUUCACCUCCUCCUGGUUACAUUCCAGAUGAGCUACAUCAGGUUGCCAGAAAUGGGUCAUUUACUAGUAUCAACAGUGAAGGAGAGUUUAUUCCAGAAAGCAUGGACCAAAUGUUGGAUCCACUUUCAUUGAGCAGUCCUGAAAAUUCUGGCUCAGGAAGCUGUCCAUCACUUGAUAGUCCUCUGGAUGGUGACAGCUAUCCCAAAACUCGAAUGCCAAGAGCACAGAGCUAUCCAGAUAAUCAUCAGGAAUUUACAGAUUAUGAUAACCCUAUCUUUGAGAAAUUUGGAAAAGGAGGUACUUAUCCUAGAAGAUAUCAUGUAUCAUAUCACCAUUCAGACUAUAAUGAUGGUCGCAAGACUUUUCCAAGGGCCAGACGGACUCAAGUGAACAGCUUCCGUUCUCCAGUCAGUUUCAGUCCUACUGAUCGUUCAUUAAGUACUAGUAGUGGAAGCAGCAUCUUUACCCCCGAGUAUGAAGAUAGCCGAAUGAGAAGGGGAAGUGAUAUAGAAAAUCCCACUCUGACUGUAAUGGACAUAAGCCCACCCAGUCGCUCACCAAGAGCACCAACUAACUGGAGACUGGGUAAAUUGCUUGGUCAGGGAGCCUUUGGCAGAGUAUAUUUAUGUUAUGAUGUUGAUACAGGAAGAGAGCUGGCUGUUAAACAAGUUCAGUUUGACCCUGAUAGUCCAGAGACUAGCAAGGAAGUAAAUGCACUUGAGUGCGAAAUUCAAUUGUUGAAAAACCUGCUGCAUGAGCGAAUUGUUCAGUAUUAUGGCUGCUUACGGGAUCCCCAGGAAAGAACCCUUUCCAUAUUUAUGGAAUAUAUGCCAGGGGGUUCAAUUAAGGACCAGUUAAAAGCAUAUGGAGCUCUUACUGAGAAUGUGACCAGGAAAUAUACCCGGCAGAUUCUGGAGGGAGUUCACUACUUGCACAGUAAUAUGAUUGUACAUAGAGAUAUUAAAGGAGCAAAUAUUCUUCGAGAUUCAGCAGGAAAUGUGAAACUAGGAGAUUUUGGUGCCAGUAAACGACUUCAGACAAUCUGUCUGUCUGGUACAGGAAUGAAGUCUGUCACAGGCACGCCAUACUGGAUGAGUCCUGAAGUUAUCAGUGGGGAAGGUUAUGGCCGAAAAGCAGAUAUCUGGAGUGUGGGCUGUACUGUGGUAGAAAUGCUAACUGAGAAACCACCUUGGGCUGAGUUUGAAGCAAUGGCUGCCAUAUUUAAAAUUGCUACUCAGCCAACCAAUCCAAAGCUGCCACCUCAUGCUUCAGACCAUAGCCGAGAUUUCCUCAAGCGGAUUUUUGUAGAGGCCAAAUUGAGACCAUCAGCUGAUGAACUCUUAAGGCACAUGUUUGCGCAUUACCACUAGCACUCAGUGCUAGUCAGUGCCUCUACCUAGCUCAGAUCUACUGCUUCUACCGUCUCUCUAACUGCACUUUUUUCUUUUUAUAAAGAGAGAGAAAGAAAAAAGAGGGAAAAUAUUUCUCUUGAUUCUUGGUUUAAUUAACUUGUCUAAAAAUAAUCUCACAUUUUUUAUAUUUGAAAACUUUUCCCCUAUCAGGACUUGAAAGUUUUUUUUUUAUAAUGUACUGAUGUGAUUCUCAGAGAUAAAGCACUUUAGUACAUAUUCAUCAUUAUUUAAAAAAAAAAAAAAAACAAGCAACAAAAAGAGACUGUAAAAUUCUUUAGGAUUAGAUAGCCUUUUUUCAUAUGCCUGACACAUUUUUAGUGAAAGGAGAUGAAAAAUGAUAAAUAAAAUUACUUCUUAUUUCUAUUAUUUAGUGAUAGUAGUUAAAAUAGAUCCGCACGCCUGGGGUUGGACCUCAGAAUAGAUUAGAUUACUGAUAGACUUAAAUCACAUAGACUUCAUCAUGAAUGUGUAUGCCCCACCAUGUCUUAGCUUCUGCUUGCCUCUACUUUUGCUGAAAAGACCACAUCUUGAAGUAAAAUAUAAAUUUCUAAGAGAUGUGUUUACAAUCAUACUUAACUGCUAGAGAGCCAGAAUUUUAGGUAAAUCCACUAUAAUAGAUCCAUCUUUCUGGAGAAACAAGCUUAAGGGUUAGCCUUCCAGUGAAAAAUGAACUCACUACUAUAUUUUUAAUCAUAUAUGGAAAGUCAGCAAGAAAUUCUGUUCAGAAAAAAAUGGUUUUCUUAAAUGAUGUGAAUAGAUCAAAUUGUAGGAGACAUACAAUGAAUAGUCAAUAGUAAUAGUAAAAGGAGAAAACUGUUCAGUAUUUUCUGUUGUACUUUGAGGGGGAAGAGUUGCCCAACUAAUUGAAAAUAGAAGAGAACUAAAUACAAUCAAAAACAUGUAUACAUUCUUCCUUUCUUUAGCUCCCAUUUCUUUGUAAAUAUCUUGUAGUCUAGAGGAAUCCAUGCUUAGAAAGGUAUUGUCUUAGCAGAAAAUGAAAAUCAUGCCUUCGUGGCAUGUAAAGAGCAAUAAGCUACUUGGGGAAGAAAAAAAACAUAUAAUCUCAAGGGGUAUAUAAUUGUGUACCUAAAAACAACAAUUGAAAAAAAUUGCCUGCAAAAAAGAUAAUAUCUGAAAUUCAAGAAACAUCCAUAAAUUCAGCGCAAGGAUUGUCUAUAGCAUUUAUCACUAUUUCAGAACAAGGGAUAAAUGUCCCAGAAAAAUAGAAAUCCUUUUUUCCAGCUGCACAUUGCAUCAGAAUCACUAAUCAUUCAGUGACAGAAGUAAAAUAGAAUUGGUAGAAACUUGUAUUCUAUCUUCCAACCUCAGUUGUGAAGAAAAUAAAAUUUAAUGUUUUCCAUUUAUCAUGAAGGACCAAGAAAUUCCACAUCAUAUGUGUCUUUGUAGUGCUGGAAGAUGUGACAUUUCUCUCUGAGAACAAGAAAUGGAAUGUGAACUUUUUUUUUAGGCCCAUGGUAAAAUGAAAAAUAAGGAAGAUUUCAGUAACUUGGCUACUCAUGUUUCAUGUGUAUGGGAAGGAAAAAAAUACUCCCUACCUCAAGGUUUUGAAUUUGAUUAUUCACAUGGGACGUAUGUAAGUAGUUGUAUUAUUCCUGCUAAUGAGGUAUUUUUUUUUAAGGAUUCUUAGAAAAAAAUUUUUUUUCUGAAAACACUUUAAUACAUGUGGGUACAAUGAAUGCAAGACUCCCAUGUAGCUUACUGAACAGGAUUAUUUGCAGUUGAUGUUCUCAGGAAAAAAAAAAAAGGUAAAUUGCCAAAGCUUCUUUUUGUG